Molecule: messenger RNA, 5101 nt
Organism: Colossoma macropomum (tambaqui)
Lineage: Eukaryota; Metazoa; Chordata; Actinopteri; Characiformes; Serrasalmidae
Gene: exoc4
Product: exocyst complex component 4
Exons: 18
Coding region: 21-2921 (966 amino acids)
Biological process (GO): Golgi to plasma membrane transport; chemical synaptic transmission; exocytosis
Cellular component (GO): synapse; growth cone membrane; exocyst
Source: RefSeq, a predicted model, not a curated record
UUGGGUGUAGUAGCGGAAAGAUGGCAGCCGACACAGGGCGAUACAGGAGCGCGGUGUCCAAAAGCAAAGACCCCUCGGGCUUAUUAAUCUCUGUUAUAAGGACCCUGUCAAGCAGUGACGAUGUGCAGGACCGGGAGACGGAGAAGAGUCGCCUGGAGGACGCCUAUGAGAAAUGUGACCGUGAUCUGGAUGAGCUCAUUGUUCAGCACUACACUGAACUCACCACCGCCAUCCGCACCUACCAGAGCAUCACCGAGAGGAUCACCAACUCUCGCAACAAGAUCAAACAGGUGAAGGAGAACCUGCUGUCGUGUAAGAUGCUGCUGCACUGUAAGCGGGACGAGCUGAGGAAGCUGUGGAUCGAGGGGAUAGAGCACAAGCACGUCCUCAAUCUGCUGGACGAGAUCGAGAACAUCAAGCAGGUCCCCCAGAAACUGGAGACCUUCAUGGCCAGCAAGCACUACCUGCACGCCACCGACAUGCUGGUGUCUGCGGUGGAGUCUCUGGAGGGGCCUCUGCUGCAGGUGGAAGGCCUUAGCGACCUGCGUCUGGAGCUGCACAGCAAGAAGCUGAACAUUCAUGUAGUGCUGAUUGAUGAACUGCACCGUCACCUCUACAUCAAGUCCACCAGCCGUGUGGGCCACCGGGGCAAGGACAAGGACAAGGGCCGGCUCGGAGGGUCCACUCCAAAGGACUCGUCCAUUUUGGACGUCAGCAGCCUGUCCACUCCGCGUAAACUCAUGGAGCCCUCUCAAUUCGGCACUCCAGGAACAUCAACCAUUCGAGAUCUCGAGGAUUUGGAGGGAGACCCAGAAGAGAACAGCGCUGAGUUCAUGGGCAUACUGAUCCAGGCUUUGGCCAAACUUAAGAAGAUCCCGGAGACCAUUAAUGCCAUCUUGGAGCGCCUAGAGCCAGAACUCAAACAGAUCCUGAAGAGAUCCACCACCCAGAUUGCAGACCAGAUUGCUUACCAGAAAGGAGAAGGCCUGGUUCAGGACAACCAGCCGAGGUUGCUGCUGGAACUGCUCGAGCUGCUGUUUGACAAGUUCAACGCCGUGGCGACGGCUCACAGUAUUGUUCUGAACCAUCUGCAGCAGAUUGUGGUGUCUCCCAACGGAGCCCAGGAGGGCAUCAAACUUUACGAGCAGGCCGACGUCUCCGCCAAGAUCCAGACUGUGCUGCAGGUGUUGCUGAUGGACUACCUGGAUGUGAAGAACACUCGCAGUGCUGCCGAACCCUCUGCUCAGCUGUCUUAUGCCAGCACCGGAGGUGACUUUGGGGCCUUUUUCGCCAAGAAGAAACCACUUCGGCCCAAACAGUCUCUCUUCAAGUUUGAGUCUUCGUCCCACGCCAUAAGCAUGAGCGCCUACCUGCGAGAGCAGCGGCGGGAACUCUACAGCAAGAGCGGAGAGCUGCAAGGAGGAGCAGACGAUAACCUGAUCGAGGGAGGUGAGACUAAGUACCUGUGCAAGCCAGGAGCCAGGAACAUCACAGUCAUUUUUCAGCCACUGCUCAGGUUUAUUCAGGAGGUGGAGUUGAGCAUGGGGCCGGGCAAGCAGUGCCAGCUUCACACCUUCCUCACCUACUACAUCAACGACCUGUUCCUCAACCAGGUGCGUACCGAGACCAAUAAGGAGAUCGAGGCUGUUACUAAAGUGGCUGACCCCCUCAAGAUCCUGGCCAGUGCCGACACCAUGAAGAACCUGGGUGUUCAGAGACCUCUGCUUCAGAGCACUGUGAUAGUGGAGAAGUCCAUCCAGGAUCUGAUGAGCCUGAUGCGGGAUCUCAGUGCAUACUCCAACCAGUUUCUAGAGAUGAUCUGUGACAAGCUUAAAGAAUACAAGGAAAUUUGCAACACCGCCUACAGGGGUAUCGUGCAGUGUGAGGAGAAGCUGACCAUCAGCGCGUCCUGGGCCAAAGAUGAGGACAUUAGCCGCCUGCUGCAGUCGCUGCCCAACUGGGCCAACAUGGCUCAGCCCAGACAGCUACGGCAGAAGAGGGAGGAUGAGGAGGACUUUACCCGAGCCGCCUUCGCUAAGGAGUCCGAGGUAUUGACUGGCAACCUGGGAGACAAGCUGAUCCCUCAGAACGAAAUUCUUCGGGAUGUGAGUGACCUGAAGGCCCUGGCUAACCUGCAGGAGAGCAUGGAGUGGCUAGCUGCUCGCCUCAAAGGCUUCUUCUCCAGUCUGCCACAAAGUUCUAGUGCAUCUCCAGGCUCAGACACCCAGGCGAGCAGUGAGAGUGCACGCAGUCGAGAGCACAUCCUGCAGACCCUCUCCGACCUUUCCAGGUCCUUCCAGGACAUUGCUGACCGCUGCCUGCUCGUGCUACACUUGGAGGUCAGAGUUCACUGCUUCCACCAUCUCAUCCCGCUGGCCAAGCAGGGCAACUACGCCAUCGUGGCCAACGCUACCAGCAUGGACUACGACCCCCUGGUGGUCAAGCUCAAUAAGGACAUCAGUGCCAUCGAGGAGGUGAUGGGGGCAGCGCUGCAGCAGCACAAGUUCCAGUACAUCUUCGAGGGUUUGGGCCACCUGAUCUCCUGCAUUCUGAUCAACGGGGCUCAGUACUUUAAGCGCAUCAGCGAGUCUGGCAUUAAGAAGAUGUGCAGGAACAUCUUUGUGCUUCAGCAGAACCUCACCAACAUUACCAUGUCACGGGAAGCGGACCUGGACUUUGCGAGGCAGUACUAUGAGAUGCUGUAUAACACGGCUGAUGAGCUGCUGAACCUGGUGGUGGAUCAGGGCGUGCGAUACACAGAGCUGGAGUACAUCAACGCUCUCAGCCUGCUGCACCGCAGCCAAACGGGCGUCGGAGACCUGACAGUGCAGAACAUGCGUUUACAGCGCCUCAAAGAGAUCAUCUGCGAGCAGGCAGCCAUCAAACAGGCCACCAAGGACAAGAAGAUCACCACUGUAUAGACCCCCGUCACCUAAACAAAGACACUAUACACUAAAGCUGUCCAGUUCUGGUCCUGGAAGGCUGAAGUCCAGCACAGUUUGAUGAUUUUUCUGCUUAAACAUGCCUGCUAACUAAAGUCAGUUGCAAAGGUUGGAACAUCUCUGGUGUGAAAGUGAAAUAAAUUGAAUAAAUCAAAAUUGUGCACUAAAAUCUGCAGAGGAAUGAUCUAAAAUCUGCAGAUCAUGGAAAUCGACAUUUUCCUCAUUUUGUUUCAAAUAAGAUAAUUUGGUAACACUUUACUGUAGGGCAGUGUUCAUAAGGCUACAUAACACCCACACAAACUUGUUAUGACAACUGACAUAACCCUUUAUAAAUGUUUAUAAAUGCUUAAUCCAACAGGUGUCAUUCACUAUAAAGGUUAUAUUUGCCACUUUUGAUCAAAGCCAAAGCUGUUGACGUCAGUUGGAAUAAGCAUUAAUAAACAUUUUUGUAGGGUUAUGUCAGUUGUCAUGGCAAGUUUGUGUAGGUAUUAUGUAGCCUUAUGAACAGCACCUUACCUUGAAGUGUUACCGAUAGUUUGAUGUAGUGUGCAAACACUGUUAACGUUUCAAAUUGUGUCGUUCCCUCGCUGGACCUUUAAAGGUUCUCCCUGAGGAGGAUUUGUAGUCAUUGUCACUCAGAAAAUCAAUAAACAAACAUAUUUGACCAGGAGUGACCAAACCUUUGCAUAUGACUGUAACCACUGAGUUUUGUCCGAAGUUUUUGAGCAGGAAAUCACCACACUGUGCUGGACGAAGGCCUUCCAAUGCAGGAGCUCGACCACCGAUGGCCAGCGCGGUCAGUCCACAGUGGUGUCUUGCACAGUCCAGUCAAUAUUUCAAUGUUUUAUUACCUUGGCGGAUGAUGCGCCUUGCCGAUUUAAGCUUUGUGCAUUUGAAUUGCUAAUUUGCUUCCCUGUUGUUUAUUAUUAUUUUUUUCAACUUUACAAUUUACAUGAAGGUGAAGGUUCACUGAGGGACGUUUUUGUGGGCGACACUACUAAAAGAGAGCAUUUCAGCUUUGCAUACAUGCUUUCUACAUAUAUCUCUACUUAACCACAAACGCAGGAGCAACUCUUUAAUGAAAUAAUCCUUCGAGCGAGCCCCGGCCUCACCUUGCGGAAUAAGCAGAUGGAUUCUAGGCGCGUGGCUCAGGGACGCUGUCAUCUCAUUUUCCUGUAAUAUAAAACCGUGCUCUCAAUUAUGGAAUGUCCCAGCCCACAGCUUGUGCCCGGAAUAACAGAUGCCAGAUUAGAACGCUGGAAUUAUUAUCAGCCCAAUAGAACGGACUCCUUCUGCUUUUGUUGAUUUGUUUUGCUCCCUCAGGAAAGGAAAUGGGAAAUGGCCACGUUUUUUUUUUUUUAUCCCUUUCCCUCUUCUCAGCGUCCCUGGUUGCGGUAUACUGCGGUCGGCCUUACAGCAGAGGUGAGGAUUGAUCCUGUACACCUUAACACACUCCGCAGCGUCUGUAGGCCCGCGCAUAAACAAUAGGAGCUGAGAUUCGAGGUCUUAUCGGUGGGGAAGUGAUCUCCGGCCUCCGACUGCAGCUAUUAAAACUUUAUUUCGGCUCUUUUUCUUAAGUCCCCCGUGCUGAAGGCGGCAAAUCUGUCUCUUAUUCACUCACUCACACACAAAACCACAAAUCAUUCAUUCUCUCUGUCCCUUGGUGUUUUUAGUUCAUUAACUCUGAAGAAAAGUACUUAACAAGAGAGGGAGAGAGAAAGCCCUGUCGAUACACAACGCAGGCGCCAGGCAACAGCGCUCCCCGAAGCCGGCACAACAAUCCAUCAUUGUGACUCGGCGUCAGGAAUCAAUAUCGGCCUCCGGGCCGCCGAAGGUAUUAACGCAGAGAAACAUCUUUAAUAUUCCAGCCUAAUUUGAAUCUCGUGUGUGCGGAGUGAAGAGGUUGUGUGUGCGGAGUGAAGAGGUUGUGCGAACGUUGCAGAAAUGUCGCAGAACGCACGGCCUGUGACGGCUGCGGACAUGGGGUCUCUCCUAAACUGUCUGCGUGCCUGCCUGAGCACUUGUUAAGCCAGAUGCGUUUGACCUAAACAUCAUGCCUUUAGGUUUAUUUCAUCAGUGAUAAAAAAAAAAGGGAAGAACGCCAGAGGUGCAUAUCGUCACUGUCCAAAGAAAAUCAUGUAUCUCCAUUUUUGUCGAUU